This is a messenger RNA of Camponotus floridanus (Florida carpenter ant), 2620 nucleotides long. RefSeq lists its product as uncharacterized. The coding region runs from base 3 to 2507 and encodes 834 amino acids. The transcript is spliced from 4 exons. NCBI's taxonomy places the organism in Eukaryota, Metazoa, Arthropoda, Insecta, Hymenoptera, Formicidae. The record is from RefSeq and is a predicted model, not a curated record.
AUAUGAAGCAGCCUAUUGCUGUUAGAAUCAUCGAGUUCCAAUUGAAACUCACCAUGGCUAAUACGUGCAACAUAUUUGCGGCUUUUGCCGUUGCCUUCCUGACAUUCUUGUCUUUGAGUUCGGCUUUCGUUAAUCAAGACUUCGAUAUAUCUAAAGACUUUCAAAAGAAUUUGGAUCUGGAACUACAACCAUUUCUUCGAGAGAAAAGGGAAGAGGAUGUUCAUCUCGUGAACAAACAUCCUUUGGAGUUGGAAGAAUUAUCAUCAGAAUCUCAAACCAUCCAAGAUAGAAGAGCAAUCCCGGAAGAAACAAAGAAAUUAAAUCACAAGGAUGACAGGAAGAACGAAGAGCCAAAUACGAAUAACGAUAUUGAGGAAGAUGUUAUGGAUGAUGUAUUUUCGUACAAGAGUAUGCACGAUCUCAUCCAAGCAUUCAUUCUUGCGGACGAACAAGAUAUUGCUAUGAGAUUGCAACAAUUGCGAGAAAUAGAGAAUGCCACGGAAAAACUUAGCAAUUUACCAAAACGACAAGUAUCCGCAUCCGCAGCUGCGGCCGCAUCCGCAGGCGGUCUUCUAGGAUUGAAUAUGUGGGAUCCUGUUCCUCUCGCUGAUUUGGAUACUCAUUCUUGUGAAGGUGAAGCCGGCGAAUAUGGUCACGUGCAUUUCUCAGGUCUGGUUGUGCACGAAUUCUUCUGCGAAUUAAGAAAGAUGUGGCACUAUUUUCUAAUUGUUAUACGAAAUUUAAGAGAAGGACUUAGCUUAGGACCACUGUUCGCUGAAAGUGUCAUCGAUGGCGGCAGAGGCAUCUUUGGUAUCUUGUUCCAUAUCCCGCGACUUUUACACACCAUCCUUAGAGAACCUCAUCAUCUGCUGAUUUUUCCCGACAUACUCCGAGAUUGCGUACCAUUCCCUAGUAUUUUCGGCGCUUUUCGACGACUUCUACACACCGCCUUCAAGGUAGUGCACUUUGUGCACGAGCUGCACUUGAACCAUAUUCGGCACUUUUUCGGACAUUUCUUCCAUUUACAUCGCUUAAGUCUGCAUUUACGGGAGAGAUUGCUCGAGCGUCGACUAGCAAGAUUGCAUCAUCUGCACGGACUCAGUUCGAUACUUCCACUGGGAGAGGAGAUUGUUGGUGAAUCGGUUGUACCCACAAUCGAUGACGGCGGUGCAAUAGUUGCUCCAGACUAUCGCACAUCGCUGGCGGAAGUGCUAUCUUCUCUUCGUGGCGCCUACAAUGGCUAUCAUGCAUCUGGAAUACCCCAUCUGAUUAGAACUGGCAUGAAGAGCAUUUCCACGUCUAAGGUGUAUUCUAAAGUGAUUUCGUAUGUAACUAACAUGCCAUCUUACUUAAGUAACAUACCAUCUUACUUAACUAACAUACGUUCAUAUCUACCCAGAAUGCCUUCCUUUAGCGAUUAUACACCUCUCCAACAGGGUCCUACGGUGACCGCAACUAGCACGGCUAGUGCAUCGAGCUCCGUCAGCACACCAGUAAGUCCAGUAGUAAGCCCAGUAGUAGAGCCAAUAAUAAAUCCGACAAUAGCAUCCAUUGCCCCUGUUGAAACCGUAAGUUCUUCAGCAUCUGCCAGUGCUACUGUUACUGAAACACAACCGAUGGUUUCCGGUGCACCUCUGAUUUCUACGGUACCAGAUAUAAUUUCCUCAGUGCCGGUUGUUCCAUCUUUCGAUGCCGCAAGCGCGGCAGCCACAGCGGCAGCGACAUCGGCUGCAGCAGCAGCUUCGGCAGCUUCCGCACCUCUCAUCGAACCAGUAACGUCGGAAGUCGUUUCGGAGACUGUCGAAAACACGGUGUCCGAAAGUAGCUCUUCGAACGUAGCUGUAGCCUCACCAGAAGUUGUACCAGGAUUCUCAGGGAAUACCGCAGCAGCUGCUUCCGCGUCUGCAUCCGCCUCUUCAUCGGAUGUCAGCCCAGCGAUCAGUACUAAUUCGAUGCCAUUCAGGUCGCCAUAUUCACUAACUGGAUACAGGUCCAGGCCUAUUUUGUCCGGUAUCAGACCUGCGAUCUCUUCGAUAGACAGCUUGAUCGAACCGGGUCAAUAUAGAGGACUCGACUUGAACCUCGGCGGCAGAAUUCCGUUGAGCCGUUCGCACAGUUUCCCUGCAGCUCUUCCUUCUGCAGCCUCUGCCGCGGCAGCCGCCGCAUCGUCGGCUGCUGGAAGUGCCGCCGCGGCUAGUUCGGCCAGCACUGCCUCCUCAGGUGGCCUCAAUUUCGUCUUGCCUAGGGAACAGAUCGUUAACGCACUAGGUCACAACUAUCUGACACCGGGCGACAUUAUAUCGCUUAAUUUGAGGAACAGAGCAACCCUGAUAGGUCGCGUACUAGACACUGUUAGCCCGAUCAGUUUCAACUUCCUUAGACCGAAGUUGCGCGCUUCCCUUCUCCAUCACGGUGGACGUGUCUGGAAUCUCUCACCCUGGGACUUCAAAGAUCCCGAAUGCGUUCGUAGACUUAAUAGUCCUCAUCUAUUGCGUCACGCCUUUUAAAUUUCAUACUAUAUAUCUCAUAACUAGUCCUAAAUCACUAUCAACUAUCGACAUGUAUAUACCAAAUAAUUGUAAUCAAUCGAUUCUGAAUAAAGAUGUGUUUUGAAAUUGAA